CCAGCGUAGACACGGGCUCCCACCCGGAGGCAGCUACAGAAGCACCCUCACCUCUACAGACGAGGGAGCCUGAUCGAGAGCAGCCCCCGAGGACCUCGACGGCGGAGUGCAAAGUCCUGCUCACGCAGGCCGACGCCUUGGCGUCCGGGGGCCGCCUCCGGGAAGCCCUCGAGGUGUACAGACAACUCUCUGAGCGGCAGCAGCUCUCCAAAUGACCACUUACUUUAUAGCAACCGGUCUCAAAUUUAUUUCACCUUGGAGUCUCAUGAGGACGCACUGCAUGAUGCUGAAAUAGCAUGUAAGCUCCGCCCAAUGGGUUUUAAGGCACACUUCAGAAAAGCACAAGCCUUAGCCACCCUAGGGAAAGUGGAGGAAGCACUAAGGGAAUUUCUUUAUUGUGUAUCCCUUGAUGGAAAGAAAAAGAGAGCAAGAUCCGAAGCCCAGAGGGAAAAUCUGGAGCUCCCACAUUGCUCUAGUCAGGAGAAAGCAGCAGCCAGGGGAGAUGGCAGCAGCCCGAUGAACUCUGCUAGAGUAAGGAUGGCUGCUCAACGAGAUGACGUGGAGGACCCAGAAGAAGAGGAGGAACAGCAGGAUGCCGCCUCUCCAGAAGCUGCCUCCAUCAGGACUGGUAAAUGCCAGGAAAAGAAAAGGAAACAUUGCCAAAUUGAACCCCUAGAAGACAUGGCAGUGCCUGACAAAGUCUCCAAGAAAGAUCCUCCCGCCGAUCAGGGGACCAAACCUGCUCUCAGUAUCCCACUUGGAUCUUUUGAUGCAUCUGACCUCGAAUGCUCCCUAUGUAUGAGAUUAUUCUAUGAGCCAGUCACAACACCUUGUGGGCACACCUUUUGCUUAAAAUGCCUUGAAAGAUGCCUAGAUCACAACGCCAAGUGUCCACUGUGCAAAGAUGGUCUUUCACAGUGUUUGGCAUCAAGAAAAUACAGCAAAAAUGUAAUAAUGGAAGAGCUAAUAGCUAAAUUCCUUCCAGAAGAACUCAAGGAACGAAGGAGGCUUUAUGAAGAGGAAAUGGAAGAACUUUCUAACUUAAACAAGAAUGUGCCUAUUUUCGUGUGUACUAUGGCCUAUCCCACUGUUCCUUGUCCCCUGCACAUCUUUGAGCCUUGCUACCGUCUGAUGAUUCGUAGAUGCAUUGAGACAGGCACGAGACAGUUUGGCAUGUGCCUUGGAGAUCCUGUCAAAGGGUUUGCAGAGUAUGGCUGUAUCCUAGAGAUCAGAAAUGUUCAAUUCUUUGCCGACGGCCGCUCAGUGGUCGACAGCAUAGGCAAGAGGCGCUUCAAGGUGCUCCAUCAGGGCCAACGGGAUGGCUACAACACAGCGGACAUUGAGUACAUCGAAGAUCAAAAGGUUCAGGGCGAGGACUAUGCUGAGCUCAUGGGACUGCAUAACUGUGUCUAUGAGCAAGCGUCUUCGUGGUUUCAUUCGCUCAAAUCAUCUCUGAAGAAUCGGAUACUCAAUCACUUUGGUCCCAUGCCAGAGAAAGAUGCUGAUCCUCAGAUUAACCCGAAUGGCCCAGCCUGGUGCUGGUGGACAUUAGCAGUUCUUCCCUUGGAAAGCCGAGCCCAGCUCCCGUUCCUAGCAAUGAGGUCCUUAAAGGAUAGACUGAAUGGUAUUCGGCGAGUCCUGGCCUUUAUGUCCCGAAACCAAAACUAGUGACAGUGGAUUGCUGAAGAGGAGUUCCCACCCUCCCUGCUUCCCCAUGGGAGUCUGCUUGUAAAUAUAUCUAAUUGCAAUAACAUCUUAACAGAAGGAGGUAUGAAACAAAGGUAUCACCCUGCUGUUGAUGAGUAGAAAGACCAAGAGAAUGUGACCUGUUUGAAACUUUCUGUCUUAAGAUGCUUGUUGACAUGCUGCACAACUACAUAAACAGCAGAGGUGUUUUAAAAACAUAAUAGGUUUUAACAUAAAAUGUUCCGAAAGUUUAAAGUGGUUUUGCUUUAAUUUUCUUUCUUUCAUAAAUGAAUAUGUGGUUGAAAUGUGAAGCAAAGAUACUAAUAAUGUUGCUGCAUUAUUUCACUGACUUGAGGUCUCAUUCCAAAUGGUUCAGGUUUUAUAGAGCAUUGUGUAAAAUAAUGUCCAUACUUCUUUCUGUUUCAAUAAUUUAUUUUUUUGCACUACUGUAUCCUUUUUUCCUAUGUGUAUGUUUGUAACUAUUUAAGUAUACAUAACUGAAAUGUCUGUUGCUUUAUUUAUUAAUUUGGUUUACCAUGUACCUAGGGGGAAGUAGCAAUCCUGGAAAUGUGCCAUUUUUACUUUAAUCACUUUUUUACUGCAUUGGCCCCAGUUCUUGGACUACUUCCAUAUAUAUCAAUUUGGAUGUUUGAAGGAAGGCCAGAAUAAUGUUUAGAUUAUCUAUCUUCACAAAUCCCACCUUGUUGAGCUUGAAUUAAACAAUUCAAAAUACUUAAAGAGAUUUGGCAUAGAUUAUGGUAUAUGCUAGGGUAAAGUAAAAUGAUCUAUUUUCUGUGUGUAAUACAGAACCAGGCUGAAGGAUUUUUCUGGAAUGAAGAAGAAUUAAGAAUAUUUUUAUCAUAAUCUAUUAUGGGCAUUUAUUUCAGCAAUCUAAUUAUAAGUGUACCUAGUUUCUCCCCAGUGCAGCUAGGAAUAGUAUUUUAGUCAAGAUAAUAAUGAACUCUUCAGAGGAAAUGGCUUUCAGGCUAGGCAGUUGCAUGGUGGUUAAGGCAGCUGGAUCCCACAUGGCCAACUGCAUGGUUUGAGUCUCAGACUUGGAAGCUUACAAAACACUCUAGGUGUAGGUACGUGUGUACCCCAAAUCCCAAGAGGAGAAUGGAAGAGGAGGGAUUGUGAUGUGGCAGGCCCCCUGGUGGUGCUUUUCCACAUUCCCCUUAUCUCUCUCUGGCGAGCACAUGUGCUCUAGAGCAAAAUUUCUUUUAAAGAAGGAUAAAAUGGGAAUGGUUUUCAGUAUGGUACAUCACAGCCAUGCCCAACUACCCUCCAUACCUCACGUCUUCUCAGGGUCCUGAGGAUAAAGACCUGGGCUAGCAUGUGUGGAAGCACUUGAUGAAGGACUCUUUCUUAGUGUAAAGAAGUCAGAUAGGAUAGAACCCUUUAAAAGGCCUUUUCUAGGAGUCAGGCAAUUAAUCUCUGGUUUUAUCUGAACAAUUGUGUUUCCUCCUAGUUGCAGUGGGCCCAAGAUUUCAAUAUGGGGGACAACAGAGAGUGAGGAGGUCAGAGUAACUAUGGUCAGAGUAACUCACUUAAUGCUAGUUUGAUUCCUCAGUUGUCAGGAGAACCUGAGACAUACCCUAAGUAUGGAAGUGUUAUAAUGGCAGAGUGACAAAAUUAGGACAGGGAAGGGAUGAAUUGUGCCAUGUGGGCCAUCAUGUAGAUCUGUUUGGAGCCAGCCCAGCCAGGUGAAGAAUGGAAGUGGAUAUGUAGAAUUGUAGCCAUGACUACUACCCAAGCCAACUCUACAAAGCUAAGGGUACAGGAAAUCAAAGGCUCCUUCCUCCCCACCUGGAGUCCAACCAUGUCAUAACGCAGUCCUCAUACAGAAGUUUCCUAUUUGGUGGAAAUGCAACAAAAGGCCAUUAGUUUCUCUGCUUACUAGAUGUGUUACUUUUGGCAAGUGAUUUAACUUUUGCUGAGCCCCCGUUUCCUCAUUUAUGAAAUGGAAGUUAUAAAUACUACGUAUAAGGUGGUUGUGCACAUUAAAUGAGAUACAUAAAUCACUUAGUGUAGUGCCUCAUGCAUAGCAGACAUUCAACCAAUAAUAGCGGUUAUUAGAGUAGUCAUAGUUACAGACUAUCAUCGGAGGCUUGUGUUUGCAUAAGACACUGCCUUUGCACACUACCCACUUGAAAUCCCUUUAAACUUGGUUGUGGAAAUCCACACCACUGAUUUGGGGGCCAAGACUUGUGAUGUAUACAUAAUUGCUUUGGGGCUUAAGUCUGGGAAAGUGAACAAGCAAGUGUUAAGGGUAGGGACCAGUGUCCUAUACCAGCCAAUUUCCCCCCAUUUCAAUAAGGGCUAAAAAGUACUGUUGGAGGACUGGGAUUUCUGACACAAUGAAAGCCUUAAGUUCUAGCUCCAGUAGAAUAACCAACUCCUCACUCUCUGUUCUCCAAAGUGUGCUGAGAAUCUUGCCCAUGUCAGGGUGAUGGGGUUUUCCAGUCUAUGGCUUUUAUGCUUAGUUCAUUGUAUUUCUUUACGUGCCCCCCCCCCAAAAAAAAAAAAGAUUCAACAAAAAUGUAUUGAGAAUCUGCUGUGCCAGGUGAUUGCACUUACCUGAGCUUACUCAAUCAUUUACUUCUCACAUCAACAUCAUGAGAGCCGUUAAUUAUCCCUGUUUUAUGGAAGAGAAAAACUGCAGCUCCAAAUGUUAGUUUUCCCACAUGGCAUAGUAAGUGGCCAGGCUUGAUUUUGAACCCAUUACUUGACAGAUUUUUAUCAUUGUAAAUAGUUUAUGUUAUGCAUAAUUUUAUUAAACAGGCAUAGUAAUCAAAUCACAAAAGCAUCCCAGAAGCUCACAAGGGAAAGACAUAGAUUAAGUUACCCAACACAUCUCUACUUAAUCUAGGUAGAAAAGGAAGUUGUUUUUUUGUUCUUUUUUUUUUUUUUUUAAAGUUUGCUAUAGGGUACAUGCACUUGCUAGAGAGAGAGGAGAA
This is a messenger RNA of Tupaia belangeri chinensis (Chinese tree shrew), 4643 nucleotides long. RefSeq names its product LON peptidase N-terminal domain and ring finger 3 (gene LONRF3). Gene Ontology annotation, molecular function: ubiquitin protein ligase activity; protein binding; metal ion binding. The record is from RefSeq and is a predicted model, not a curated record. Lineage: Eukaryota; Metazoa; Chordata; Mammalia; Scandentia; Tupaiidae.